Molecule: messenger RNA, 2712 nt
Organism: Botrytis byssoidea
Lineage: Eukaryota; Fungi; Ascomycota; Leotiomycetes; Helotiales; Sclerotiniaceae
Exons: 2
Coding region: 1-2712 (903 amino acids)
Biological process (GO): ubiquitin-dependent protein catabolic process
Cellular component (GO): anaphase-promoting complex
Molecular function (GO): ubiquitin protein ligase binding
Source: RefSeq, a predicted model, not a curated record
AUGGCCACUUUUGCCACGAAAAGAAAACGCGUUUUGGAUUCAGUAUUCAAAAAGCCCGAGAUUUCAGAACCUACCCCAGUCGCAACGCCAACCGGUAGCUUUACAACACCAAGCCAACCAUUUGGAGAAUCACAAGGCUUUAGUAAUGGACCGAAAACACCUGCUUCAAAUACGAGGAGCUCGCAGCAGCUCAGAGGGCAUAAUCGGGAUUCGUCUGUAGCCCAAGUUCGGGAUCAAAUCCAAUGGGAUAGAUCUUGGCAUACUGUUACUUAUCGUCUCCAACUUCCGGAUGUACCGUUAGACCCGGGUUCUAUCGAGACUCUGAGACCUCUGUCGAUACCAUCUGAUCCAUCCUUUGACGAAGCCUUAAAGGAUGUCCUGAAUCCCAUCAACCGCCUCCCAUUUGCAUUGCAUACGGAUGAUCUCCUUGUUUGGCAUACCCAACAAGUCCGUAGGCAUCUUCUGCAUCAAAUCUUGCCGGUAUUGGGACUCUGCACUGAUGAAGAGGGUCCUCAACCUUUGAUUUAUGGCAGUGUAAAUAUAUUGGAAUUUGCUCAUCGUAUGUAUUUGCAUGGCUUGUCAGUCAUCCUCAAACAAGUUGAGCUUUUUACUCCGGGGCUCUCACGUGUGGUUUUGGAGAAAUUCCGACGGGAUCUACAUGCCAUCAUAACAAAUUCUCUCACGGAUCAAUUCAUUGCAGCAUUAAGGACUGUUCUCGAUAAUUAUGUUUCUUCUAUCCUUGGAUUGCAGGGCGGAAAGGGAUCUGGUAUUGCACCUAUUGAUGCGAGGACGGAUAAAGUUUGCAACGAAAUGCUCAACCUUGUGGAGUCUCUAAACAAAGUUGGUCUGGCCGGAGAAAAGUUCGAGGUGAUUUUUGCCGAAAUCAUGAACCAAUCUAUGACUGAUUAUGUCAAUCGAGGUUGCAAAGGACUGUGGUCUGCAAAUGAAAUAAGUGUGACCCCCCAAGACGGCGAAAGAAGAAAUUCCGUACUUCCACGAACGGCACAUCACGUAUCACCUUCCAAUUGUGUUACUGAUCUUUGCGGAUGGAUUGAAGAUCGGUAUUCUAAACUCGCCGUCCUGGUCUUUAAGGUCAUCGACAAUGUUGAAGUAGCUUGGAGCGAUAUGGAAAAGUGGAAGGAAAUGAGCAUUGGCCGUCUCGCAGCACUUAGGACGAAUGAGUUAUUUGAUAUUGUUGUGAAUUGGCCAAAUAGUAAUGGAGCAUUGCACGACCUUCGAACAACAAUUACCACACCUCAAAGACGAUUACAUUUGACAGAAGCUUUUGCAGCCACUUUGAAAGAGAGGCUGCUUCAUCCAGGGGCUUCUACACUUUUAAUUCUACAGACCUACAUCUCAAUGAUUUGGUCAUUUCAUUCGCUUGAUCACUCAAAAGUGCUCUUGGAUCGUGUAGCAUAUCCGUUACAGGUAUAUCUUUGCUCACGAGAAGAUACGGUCCGAAUAAUAAUCGCAGGAUUACUUUCGGACACUGAAGACGCGCAAGGAAACCCUAUAGAAUCUAGCGGAGAUAGACUCGUUGAGCUAGCUCAUUUACUCAACAAUGAUUCGGAGCAGUCUGGACAGAAAAUUGACGACGAAGAAUUAGAUUGGCAUGACAUGGAGUGGGUACCUGAUCCUGUAGAUGCAGGACCAGGAUACAAGAGGUCUAAAAAUGCUGAUAUCAUUGGAACAUUAAUCGGGGUUUUCGGAUCUCAAGAUGUUUUUAUCAAAGAGUUCCAAAAUAUCAUUAGUGAAAACCUUCUGAGGAACGACGGAGCUUUCGAAAAAGAGAUCAAAGUUCUCGAACUGCUUAAAUCCCGCUUCGGGGAAGCGCCACUCCAAAGCUGUGAAGUAAUGCUAAAAGAUAUUCUCGAUUCCGUUCGCCUUGACCAAGCCAUCCACAAAACCCAAAAUCUUAGCAUCGCAGAAAAGAAAGUCAUGCCUCCCCCAUCAACUCACCCAACUCUCCAUACCAAAAUUCUCUCCCGUCUCUUCUGGCCUCCCCUCCAAGAAUCCACCUUUACUCUCCCUCCUCAAAUUGCCAACCUCCAAUCAGACUACUCCACCGCCUUUUCCUCCCUCAAACCUUCCAGAAAACUCACCUGGCUCCCCGCACUCGGCCACACGACCGUGGAGCUCGAACUAGCCGACCGCACCGUGGUCGAAGAAUGCACGACCUGGCAAGCCACCGUAAUCUCCUGUUUCCACAGCGCAACCACGCAUCUCCAUCCCGAGGAGGAAGAAGUCUCCGCGCAAAAAAGCAUCGAAGAACUCACCGCCGCGCUGGACAUGGACCCCGCGCUCAUCUCCUCGGCCCUCAAAUUCUGGGUCGCAAAAUUCGUGCUCCAGGAAUCUCCGCCGAAAUCCCAAGUGUACUCCGUGCUCGAAACGCUCAAUGCGUCGGAUCGUGCGCGUUCGGAUGCCCUUGCUUCGGCCCCCGUCGGUGCGGAUCUUGCUGAUGAGGAUGGAGAGGGUGGAAAGGAGGACAAAGGUAUCGUGGGUGAAAAUGCAAAGGUGUAUUGGCAGUUUGUGCAGAGCAUGUUGACGAAUAGCUCGAGCCAGAUGGGCGCCCCGCAGAUUGCAAUGAUGUUGAAGAUGUUGAUUGCAGAGGGAUUUCCAUAUAGUAAUGAAGAGUUGUUGGAGUGGCUGGGUGAAAAGGUAGAGGAGGGCGUGUUGGAGUGCAUCGGGGGCAGGUAUCGCUUGAAGAAGUAG